CCCUCCAGUUUUGAUUAGCCUCUUGUUUAUACCACAUUGUGGUAAGCUAAGGCUGCAUUGGCUCACUUAACCCUUCUACAGGCAUGAAUCUGGUUAACUCCCAUCUCCCUUGGAGAAAGGAAUAACUCCUUCCACAGAGGGUUCACAAGAAACAGAGAAGUAAUCCUGCAAACUACCACCACCACCACCAUCAUGAAGACAUCAAAUACUCUUGUUCUCAUCUUAGUCCUGCUUUACAUCAAUGCCAGCACUGAAUGGCCUACGCACACAGUCUGCAAAGAGGACAACUUGGAAAUAUAUUACAAAAGCUGUGAUCACCAGCAAGAUUUUGCUUUCAGCAUUGACCGUUGUUCUGAUAUCACAACCCACACCUUUAACAUCAGAGCUGCAAUGGUCCUAAGACACAGCAUCAAGGAACUGUACGUCAAGGUUGACCUGAUCAUAAACGGGAAGACUGUCUUAACCUACUCAGAGACACUUUGCGAGCCAGGUCAUUCUAAGCUCAUUUUCUGUGGAAAGAAGAAAGGAGAACACCUCUACUAUGAGGGACCAGUCACACUGGGAUUCAAAGAAAUCCCACAGGGAGAUUACACUAUUUCAGCAAAACUGACUAAUGAAGAUCACUUCACUGUCGCUUGUGCUGAUUUUACUGUGAAAAAUUAUUUAGAUUAUUACUAGCAAAAAAAUCAUUUCAUGAAAGCUACAGACCACCAAAGCUAUUCAAGCCAAGUGAGCUGCUUGCAUGCUACAAUGAUUCUGAAGGAAAUAAUCCGCACAUGGUGUUUCUGAUGCUGUUCCUCUUUAUCAUUCACUAUUUUCAAGAAGUCACUAGACCCUCUAGUGGCAAUUUUAUCUCUAAAUAUACAUUGUAGCCCACUUUUUGCUUCUAAUAUAUACAGCUGCAAAUAGAAAGUAUUGAUACCAACAUUCUCAUUUAAGGAUGAAAAUAGCAUGAGGUAGAACAGGUGAGAGCCUAAACAUUUUUUUUGCAGUAAGUUAUGGAGGUAUCCAUUUCUAACACAGGCUAAAGACGACUUGCAUGUAUACCACAUAUUAUACAGUUACAGCA
This is a messenger RNA of Athene cunicularia (burrowing owl), 1069 nucleotides long. RefSeq names its product lymphocyte antigen 86 (gene LY86). Gene Ontology annotation, biological process: innate immune response; positive regulation of lipopolysaccharide-mediated signaling pathway. The record is from RefSeq and is a predicted model, not a curated record. NCBI's taxonomy places the organism in Eukaryota, Metazoa, Chordata, Aves, Strigiformes, Strigidae. The transcript is spliced from 5 exons. Bases 193 to 678 code for a protein of 161 amino acids.